Aspergillus oryzae RIB40 is the source of this 2157-nucleotide messenger RNA. RefSeq names its product phosphatidylinositol N-acetylglucosaminyltransferase. The record is from RefSeq and is a predicted model, not a curated record. The transcript is spliced from 5 exons. Lineage: Eukaryota; Fungi; Ascomycota; Eurotiomycetes; Eurotiales; Aspergillaceae. Bases 1 to 2157 code for a protein of 718 amino acids. Gene Ontology annotation, cellular component: membrane; endoplasmic reticulum. Gene Ontology annotation, biological process: GPI anchor biosynthetic process.
AUGAGCGAUGGAUUGUUGCGGGUAUUUUGGCCAUACGACCUCCCUCGGACGCCGUCACAGGGCGUGAUUAUCGGGUGGAAGAAUUCGGAGCUCGACUUGUUCGUGUUGACGGUCUUGGAGGAUGUGGAGCCUCGGAAUGUCGACAAUGCCCUGCGUGCUGGGAUCCUUUUUCGCAACAGCCCCCAUCCGAUUGUGAGGAUAUUUACGCUUUGUGGCAGAUCUGCCAUGCAUGUGCUUGGUACGACCAAUCCGCGAGAGCCACCGACAGCGUUUAACCCGUCGCACCUGUAUGUGAAUACGCAUCCGUCGUAUAAGAUUCCUAGGAUAUAUUGUCCGCCGGAGACGAAUGUGUCUGUUCAGGUUAUCAUGUUUCAUCGCCCCCAUCCUACCCGAAUGGAGUAUAUGUCGCUAGAGCCGAUUUCCCUUGCUCUUGGCGACAAGGUGUCUACUGCGGACAAAUCCGAUUCGGUAUCCGACAAGAUUGAUACAGAGGAGGAACGAGAUAAGGCUCAGUCUCAGAAGUUGGUUGAAAAACUUAAGCUUCAUACUGUUGUUAAGCAUGUCCCGUCGCACAAAGAGCAGGCACUACCCCUCAUAAUCAACCAAGUAAACUGCGCCUACGAGAUGGGAAAGCUCAUGGAAAAGAAUAGUCACCUGAUCGGGAUUCGGGUCAAGAGGAGUAUGAGCGUUGGUGAGCGAGUUGUCGAAUCUGCAACGACGCUGUGGGAUCUUUUUGUCCUUGGUGUCUCUUAUGUGUUCUGGCAAUGGGUUUGGCCUGUUGUCACUCGGAUCUUCGUCAUCGGUCUUGUAUUCCAUCGGACAAUUGCUGAGAUAGUACUCCAAAUUCUAGAGUGGCGCGCUCGGCCCGAUGCAGCAGCUUUGAAGGACAUAUCAGCAACGGCCCAACAAGUUGACAUUCGGCUCCAACAAUUCUGCUAUUGGCCCAUUCAAUACGUCAAGCUGCGACAGAGGAAGGAUAAUUGGGAGAGUGUGACUACUAGCCAUCCGGACUAUAUUCGGUUCUACAACAGUCUAUGGCUUGUCGCGAAUGACGUGAUUAUCGGUAUAGCGUUGGGUUCCUACAUCAUUGAUAAUGCGAACUGGGUUGCUCUGCAGAUCAACUCUAUUCUUACUGGCUGGACUGUGGAAGGCUUGCAACGUACCAUCUCCUGGCUCAUGGAUUGGCCAGCAGGCUUGAAGCUGAAUAACGAGCUCGCUGCUUUUCUGGGCGAUCUGUUUCUGUGGGUAAUAGAGAAUUGGGCUGCUUUCAUUGCAAACCUACAGCCUUAUCUUCCUCACGUUAUAUAUGUCGUCGGGUGUUCUAGCUUCGCGGGCGCCAGCAUGCCCAUUGCGCUCUUCUCAGAUCUUGUGUCUAUACUGACCGUGCACAUAUACUCGUUUUAUAUCGCCUCGGCGCGCAUCUUCAACUGGCAGCUGACUAUUAUCAUAUCGCUAUUCCACCUGUUCCGUGGUAAGAAGCGGAAUGUGCUACGCAAUCGUAUAGAUUCAUGCGAUUAUGAUCUAGAUCAACUCCUGAUUGGGACAAUCCUUUUUACGGUACUCUUCUUUCUUCUACCAACCAUCAUCGUUUUCUACCUGGCUUUUGCAACCGCUCGGAUGUCAAUCAUCUCGGUGAAAGCGGCGCUUGAUACAUGUCUUGCAUUCUUGAACCACUUUCCACUCUUCGCCUUGAUGCUGCGGGUCAAAGAUUCCCGGCGACUGCCAGGCGGCGUUCACUUUGAGCUCCGCGAAGAGCACGAUAAGUCAUCAAACACCGACUCGGCUUCCACAGUACCCUACAUCCAUCUCGAGUCGAUACCCCUGACUCUUCGCGCCAUGUUCGAUCAGUACUUCCAACUAGGUCACCGCCUCCGGAAGCAUUAUCUCUCGCCGCGUGUGAUCUUCUGCCUCGUAACCGGGCGCUUCGUGCCUCCAAUCCACCGCCGCAAUCUCUACAGCAUGCAAUAUAGCAUGCUUCCUGCUCGUCGGGCCGGAAUGGCCGAGGUGUGGUCCUUGUUGACCCAGCCUCGUAAAGCGAAUAGUGGCAGUGGUGGUUCCUCUACGAUGGUCGGAGGAAUGGGUGCAACAGCGAAUGGGUUACUCAAGGUUCCGAACGGUUUCGGUCAGGGUGAUAUGAGGAGACGAGGACAUCGGUGA